Messenger RNA from Geodia barretti, 747 nucleotides. Lineage: Eukaryota; Metazoa; Porifera; Demospongiae; Tetractinellida; Geodiidae. The record is from the annotation of a GenBank genome assembly.
AUGCAACUGGAAGAUAGAAUUGCUUUGAUAACCGGCGGCGCCAGGGGCUUGGGCAAAGGUAUCGCUCUCGUAUUGGCGGAGCGCGGCGCCGACAUAGCAGUGUGCGACAUCAAUCUGGACGGAGCGCAGCAGACUGCAGGUCAUAUAGCUGCCAUUGGGCGGGAAGCGACGGCAUACGAAGUUGAUGUAACCAGCCAAUCACAGUUGCGUGAAAUAGGCGUUAUCGGCGCCGCAGGCUUUGAGGAUACGACCACCUCACGGGAAGAGGACUGGGACCUGACCUUCGAUGUGAAUGUCAAAGGCACGGCGUUGGCAUCCGACGCGGUAAGUUCGCACAUGAAGGAGCGGCGCUUCGGCAAGAUCGUGAACAUUGCCUCGCACGCGGGACGUGGUGGCGGGGCGGGUGGGGGCGCUUAUGGCGCUUCCAAAGCCGCGGUCAUUCACCUUACUCAGUCUUAUGCGAUGGACCUUGCGCCGUUCGACAUAAAUGUAAAUGCGAUCUGUCCGGGAAGCAUAUGGACGCCGAUGUGGGAGCGAAUUGCUGUCCGCACGCAGCGAAACAGACCUGAGCAGCAGCAACUUACACCGCGCGAAAUAUUUGAUGCGGCGAUUAUGGAGCGGUGCCCGCUUGGCAGAGAGCAGACGCCGGAAGACAUUGGCAAGGCGGUUGCGUUCUUCGCUUCAGACGACGCUAUCAACAUCACCGGGCAGUCGCUGAACGUGAAUGGCGGCAUACGCAUGAACUAG